AUGCGCAUCCUCCUCCUCCAGUAUUUGACCGGUCUCUGGCUGCUCUAUCGCAUCGUCCGGGCAGUCGUCAAUAUCUCGCCAUUCCACCCCUUGUACCAGAUUACACGCCCUAAGCUCGCACCCAUCACGUUUCUGUAUGAAGCCUGGUUCGACCUGAUACUCGGCGGACGCUACAGUCUAGAGAAUCAACGCAUGCACGAGAUCUACGGCCCCGUCGUCCGCAUCCACCCCGAAGAACUCCACAUCAACGACAUCGCCUUCACCGACGAGAUCUACUCGACCGGCAAACGCAGACGCAACAAACAAGUUCACCUGAACCUCUUCGCGGGGCCCAUUACCGAAGCCAUGGUUUCAGCGGUCGACCACGACCUGCACCGCCUCCGCCGCAGCGCCGCAAACAAGUUCUUCUCGCGCGCGCAGAUUACCAAACUGGAGGCAGACAUCGAAGACCUCGCGGACCAGCUCUGUGACAAGCUCCUCAACAUCGGUACCAAAAGUGAAGAGCCGAUUGAUCUCGUCACCGCGUACAGCUGUUUCACCUCCGACAUCAUUUCCGGUUACUGCUUCGGCGAGCCCUUUGGCUUUAUAAGACAGAAAUCAUGGGAACCCAACUUCCGACAUGCGUUGCACUCGCUGCUCACCCCGAUGCACGUGUUUCGGUCCUUCCCGCUGCUGAAAGCGAUCGUGGAUCUCAUGCCAUCUGUGGCCAAGUGGUUGGAUCCCCGCGUGAAGGGCUUGGUGGAGGAGGGGAACGAGAAGAUGCCGGCGCGGGUGCACAAAGCUCGACGGGAAUACCAGGCCGGGGAGGCCCCGGAACGACCGGCGAUCUUCAUACUCUGGCUCGGUGGAGAGAGUUACUCGUUCAUUGCGGCGGGGACGGAGACGACCGCUUGGACCCUAACCGUGAUAACCUUCCACCUCUGCCACAACCCCACCCUCCUAGACAAGCUCGCCGACGAGCUCGAUGCCACCGACGCCCUCACUUCCCCCCUGGUCCGACCUCGAAAAACUCCCCUUCCUCCACGCCGUCAUUCAAGAGGGCCUCCGCCUCUCCUACGGGUCAGCCAACGACUGCCCCGCAUCGCCCCCGACGAGCAUCUUACCUACCGUGGCGAGUUUAAGGACCGCGAACUCACUUAUGUUAUUCCCCCCGGCACACCCAUGGGCAUGUCCUCCGUGAUCAACCACCACAACGAGUCCGUGUUCCCGGAUUCGCACGCCUUCCGUCCCGAGCGAUGGCUGGAGGCCGAUGAGACGCAGUGCCGGCGGAUGGAAACCUGCUUGAUCCCGUUUUCGAAGGGUAGUCAUCAGUGUUUGGGGAUGAGUCUGGCGUAUUGCAGUCUCUAUGUCACGCUGCCGGUCCUGGCGCUCCGUGUGCUUCCGCGAAUGAGGCUGUACCAAACCACCGUGGAGGAUGUGGCCUACGAUCAUGAUCUGUGGUUUCCGAUACCGAAAGAGAGUACCAAGGGCGUGCGGGUUGUGAUUUCGUAA
Aspergillus japonicus CBS 114.51 is the source of this 1491-nucleotide messenger RNA. RefSeq names its product cytochrome P450. The coding region runs from base 1 to 1491 and encodes 496 amino acids. The record is from RefSeq and is a predicted model, not a curated record. The transcript is spliced from 5 exons. NCBI's taxonomy places the organism in Eukaryota, Fungi, Ascomycota, Eurotiomycetes, Eurotiales, Aspergillaceae. Gene Ontology annotation, molecular function: iron ion binding; heme binding; monooxygenase activity.